CGCCGUAACGUGAUAACUGUGCUCUUGUUUCUUAUGAUACUCCUUAGGCUUCCUUUGUCUGGUUUAUCGCGUUCGAUUUGGUGUCGACCAAAGUCUGAUUGCGAUCGAUUUGUCAGUAGAACUGUAUAAAUUAAAUAACAAUUUUAUGCGCCUUUCAUUUCUGCGGCAUGGUUUUACUUCCGUCCGUAAUGACUCGCUGUUUUCGCAUUGCUUAAACAUUUCUUUCUAACCUUCAAUUACGCUUCUGGACUGCUAAUGUAUUUUAACAUUCAUCCAAUGAUAAUGUUUGCUGCAUAGGUUAUAUUUCAAACGGGAUUUAGAACUGUUCUAUGCGGGGUCAAUGGUCGUUGGUGCUUUACAAAUCAUGAAAAGCGUGCUUAGUUGUUGCGCGCGCAUGAAUUGACUAUCUUUUUUCAAAUUAUCUUUCUUUCGCAGCAAUUCCAGUUACAUCCACUUUAAGAUUUUCUUCGAAAACAUCGGAUGAAUUGUAGUACCUUUAAAAUUGUAAUAAAAAGAGGACUGAUAUAAACGACGUUUGCUUGAAUUGAAGUAAAGUACGAGAGUGGAUUGAAAAAUUUAGUCUAGACGUAAUAUAAAAUGUGUACGAUUCAGAUUAUAAACUUUUCAAUCCACGCUUAUAAUCUAACGAGACUGAUACAGAUUUAUGAUUUAAACUUGCUUCCUGGCAGUUCGUUAUAAUUGUUUCAAGUCGAUUCUCUUUCUUUUACGUCACUUGAUUGAUUGACCACGAACUGACCUAAUUCGCCUGUUACAUCCCCCACCCGUGAUGUGGGCACAAAGGAACAGUAUUUUGUUUGUUACAAUUUGCUUAGAAGAUUGUAAAGAUCCUACGAUUAAGGUGGAACCGGAAAAGAUAUACUUUAAAGGUAUUGGUGGUACCGAACGUAAAUUGCAUGAAGUUACAAUUAAUCUGUACAAAGAGGUUGAUCCAGAAAAGACAAUUCAGAGUCCAAAGGGACGAAACAUUGAAUUAGUAUUAACUAAAAAGGAAGAGGGUCCUUACUGGCCACGACUUACUAAGGAAAGUAAGAAGUUCCAUUGGCUGAAGAGUGAUUUCAACAAGUGGAAGGACGAAGAUGACAGUGACGACGUCCCUUAUUCUGAAGGCCGUGACUUUGAAGAGAUGAUGAGACAAAUGGGUGGCCUUGGUGGAUCCGGAGACAGAAAACCAAACUUUGAUGAUCUAGACGAUGUCGGAGACGACGCCGAUGGUCCAGAUAGUGAUGACGAGGAUCUGCCUGACCUGGAGUGAGGUGUCUUUGACUCUAAAUCAUUUUACUCCUCUCAAAAUGAAUCGCAACUUAUCGUUGGCGCACGAAAUCGCUAUCUUACGUUAAGCCAGUGCUACUUGUAUUUUGAAUUGCGAAGCAUGUUUGCAAGUUUGCAAUGGCUGAUGACGUAACUAGCAAUUUAACAGAUGAAGUGCGCUAAAGACUGUCCAUCGACUAGCAAACACCAGAGGACAAACAGAUAAACAGUAAUGCAACUUUGAAGAUUUCCAAACGAUCCCCUUUAGUCGUUAGUUCAUAAACUAAGUUAUAAUGGACAAGCUUUUUUAAUGAUGAAUUGAUUAAACGUGUAAAAUAAUAAGAUAAAGUAAUGAGAAAAUACCAAAAGCGCUUUGAGAACUUGUUUAAUAUGGGAACAACCCAGAAACAAACUAAGUCCGUAUGUAGUAUCAAGUUGCACGAACUUACGUUCAAAUAUACCUUUAAGAAUAUAUGAAAUCUGUCAAGUUUCCCAAGUAA
This is a messenger RNA of Orussus abietinus, 1769 nucleotides long. It is a transcript of the gene p23, whose product is annotated as prostaglandin E synthase 3. NCBI's taxonomy places the organism in Eukaryota, Metazoa, Arthropoda, Insecta, Hymenoptera, Orussidae. The coding region runs from base 788 to 1273 and encodes 161 amino acids. Gene Ontology annotation, biological process: chaperone-mediated protein complex assembly; protein folding. The record is from RefSeq and is a predicted model, not a curated record. Gene Ontology annotation, molecular function: Hsp90 protein binding; protein-folding chaperone binding. The transcript has 3 exons. Gene Ontology annotation, cellular component: nucleus; cytosol.